Cyprinus carpio (common carp) is the source of this 1815-nucleotide messenger RNA. It is a transcript of the gene abhd5b, whose product is annotated as 1-acylglycerol-3-phosphate O-acyltransferase ABHD5. The record is from RefSeq and is a predicted model, not a curated record. NCBI's taxonomy places the organism in Eukaryota, Metazoa, Chordata, Actinopteri, Cypriniformes, Cyprinidae. Bases 109 to 1206 code for a protein of 365 amino acids. Gene Ontology annotation, biological process: negative regulation of triglyceride storage; positive regulation of triglyceride catabolic process. Gene Ontology annotation, molecular function: catalytic activity. Gene Ontology annotation, cellular component: lipid droplet. The transcript has 7 exons.
UUUGGCCCUUAGGGAUCUUCUUUGACCAAUUCCCUAUUUGCACUGCCUGUGUUUCAGUCCUCUUUCUCACAGAAAUAAUAUGUCAGUGAUGACAAUACAUGAGGAACUAUGAGAACAGAUCAAGAGGAAUUUCUACUUACACAAAGGAGGUCGUGGUGGAUCUCCAGUUGGCUGCCGUCCUGGUGUCCCACCUCACUCUCCCAUCUUAUAAAAGCAGAAAACAAAAUCCUGAAACCCAUCAAAGUGAAGUUUACUCAAGGAUAUGUUCCCAUAUCUAACGGCAACUACAUAUGGACUCUUGGCUUUAAUGAAAGACAAAGCUCAUCUGACCUCUCAGCCUCUGGGGAUCAAUGCCAUCAUGUCCCACUGGUGCUGCUACAUGGUUUUGGGGGUGGAGUGGGUCUGUGGGUAAAAAACAUACCUGCCCUUGCAUUGGAAGGACGGCCCGUGUUUGCACUGGACAUGUUGGGUUUUGGACGCAGCAGUCGACCGACGUUCGGCAGAGAUGCCAAGGACGCAGAGGAGCAGUUUGUACAAGCCCUGGAGGACUGGAGAAAAGCAGAAGGGUUGGAAUAUAUGAUUCUUCUUGGCCAUGAUCUUGGUGGAUAUGUGUCUACUGCAUAUGCCCUAAAAUAUCCUCACAGAUUGAAGCACUUGGUGUUGGUGGAGCCAUGGGGUUUUGCAGAAAGACCAAAUGUUCAGGAGCACUGGGUUCCCAUCUGGAUUAAAGUAUUCGGAGCAGCAAUGAAUCCAUUUAACCCUCUUGGUCUGCUUAGGCUGGCAGGCCCACUGGGUCCUUUGUUGCUACAGCUUUUGCGAUCAGAUUUUAAGCAGAAAUAUGCUUCUGUAUUUGCCGAUGACACAGUGGCUGAUUACAUAUACCAUGUGAACGCACAAACAGCCAGCGGUGAGACAGCGUUUAAAAACAUGACAAUCCCAUACGCAUGGCCUCAGCACCCCAUGAUGAAUCGUGUGGAGAUGAUCAGUCCCUCUCUUCCCAUUACCUUCAUCUACGGAUCACGUUCCAACAUCGAUGGCCAAUCAGGAAAAGCCAUUCAAGAAAUGAGACCCAACUCACACACAGAAAUCAUAGUAAGUUUGAUUUCAGGUGCGGGUCACUACGUAUUCACAGACCAAUCAGAUGACUUCAACCAGGCUGUGCUCAAGAUAUGCAAUAAUGUCAAGCACAAUGGGAAGGAUGAAUGAGAGAGAGAGAAAAAAUUAACAAAAAUUGUGAGGUGGAGAGGCUAUGUGAGCCCAAGUCAUGUACGUGGCAGGAGGAUUAGAUGAAGGUGUGAAAUGAGAGACAGAGGAAGAAGAGAUAUAGAAAAUAUAAAGGAAAGAAAGAUUAAAACUUGCUCAUCAUUUAUAGCUUUCUGCAAGCGUGCUUUACAAAAUACCUAGGCCUAUGCAAAUAAUGCUUCUCGUGUAACAUCUGUUAUAUUACAACAACGACAAAGUAAUUUAUUUUAAUUAGGAAAAUCUCCAGUACUUCUGAAUAUGUCAGUAUAUUACACAAGCAAAAAUAAGAAAACUGCAAAAAAUAAACGGUUUUGCUUUUGUGUGCUGACAGAAAACGUGCCCUCUGGAUAGCUGGCAGAUGUUCACAGUUACACGGGGGGGUGAUUUUUUUUGAGCGAGAGGUCGGGUUCAAAUCCUGGACGAUGUUUUGAUGCUUUAAGCGGUCAUUACUUUGUCAGUGGCAAGGAAUAUGUCUAAAAUGUAAUCUUAUAUAUCCAAAGUAUAACUGGCAAGCUGAUAACAUUGUUUAUUGAGAAUAUUGUUUUACGUAAAUUGUCUACACUAUGAAUUUAA